CCAGCUCCCGCCCGCCCCAGGCUCCCCGGGCCCGCUCCGCGCUCUCUUUCUCCGACAGCUGCCGGGGAGCCCAGCGCGCCGCUCCGCGUCCUGCCCCGUCUGUCCCCGGGAGUCGCUGACCGCCGUCGCCGCGCCAUGACCACGCAGCAAAUAGCGCUCCAGGGCCCGGGACCGUGGGGCUUCCGCCUCGUGGGGGGCAAGGACUUCGAGCAGCCUCUCGCCAUUUCCCGGCUUCUGACAUGUCCUAAUGAACUUGCAAACAUUCUUCACAGCUUAGACCAUUCUCAGCUUCCAAGCGGACUCGUCAUUGACAAAGAAUCUGAAGUUUACAAGAUGCUUCAGGAGAAACAAGAGUUAAAUGAGCCUCCGAAACAGUCCACUUCAUUCCUGGUUUUGCAGGAAAUUCUGGAGUCUGAGGAGAAAGGGGAUCCCAACAAGCCCUCAGGAUUCAGAAGUGUUAAGGCUCCAGUCACCAAAGUGGCUGCAUCGAUUGGAAAUGCCCAGAAGCUGCCCAUGUGUGACAAGUGUGGCACCGGCAUUGUCGGCGUGUUUGUGAAGCUGCGGGACCGUCACCGCCACCCUGAGUGUUAUGUGUGCACUGACUGUGGCACCAACCUGAAACAGAAGGGCCAUUUCUUUGUGGAGGAUCAGAUCUACUGUGAAAAGCACGCCCGGGAGCGGGUCACUCCACCCGAGGGCUACGAUGUGAUCACUGUGUUUCCCAAGUGAGCCGGCAGCUCAGCACCGAACGCUGGUCUCCCAACGAACCCCUGCUGCAUCUUGUCCUCUGAAAGCUCUGGCUUCUCUUAUCUAGAAAGUUCUCUCUUACUUUGGUUUUAUCCCUGCUCGUCAGCUAACUGACUCACGCUGGCUGUGUGAUGCCCGCUUUUAUAAUUAACGGAAGAUGGUUUUGUUCAGUGUCCCCUUACCAGCAUCACUGUCUUCUCUUCUCCUCCAUUCAUCUCUGCUGCAAAUGGACAUCAGCCAAACUUGAACCAAACCAAAUUUAAUAUGUCUGACAAUGAUUUCGUUUCACCCAAUAAAUUAAUAGACUUCAA
Molecule: messenger RNA, 1058 nt
Organism: Physeter macrocephalus (sperm whale)
Lineage: Eukaryota; Metazoa; Chordata; Mammalia; Artiodactyla; Physeteridae
Gene: PDLIM1
Product: PDZ and LIM domain 1
Exons: 4
Coding region: 136-729 (197 amino acids)
Biological process (GO): muscle structure development; heart development; actin cytoskeleton organization
Cellular component (GO): stress fiber; Z disc; filamentous actin
Molecular function (GO): muscle alpha-actinin binding; actin binding
Source: RefSeq, a predicted model, not a curated record